UGGUUGAUUAUACAGGAAAGCACUAAAGUAUGACUGGAGCAGGCCCCCUCUUAGGCAGUCAGUGGCCCCCCUUAUGAAAAUUUCUGGAUCUGCCACUGUGAUGGGCCUUCCUGAAAAGUUUUUAUUCUGUCAACAGUUCUUAUCACCUUUGAUUCAUUUUAUAAAAUUUUGGGAGGGAAUAACUGUUUGCCUUAUAAGUUCAAGAGUCAUAUCUAGAUUGUAUAAGGUAGUGAGUUAGAUCAAAGUGUCCUUUAUUCUUUAAUUUUUUAGACCAUUUUCUAUAGUAUAUCCUUUAUAUUUUGGCAUCCCAUUAUUCUCUAUUCUUUAUAUUUUUGCGCCCCUUUAAUAUUUUCUAUUCUUUAUAUUUUUGCACCCCAUUAUUCUCUAUUCUUUAUAUUUUUGCGCCCCUUUAAUAUUUUCUAUUCUUUAUAUUUUUGCACCCCAUUAUUCUCUAUUCUUUAUAUUUUUGCGCCCCUUUAAUAUUUUCUAUUCUUUAUAUUUUGGCAUCCCUUUAUUCUCUAUUCUUUAUAUUUUUGCGCCCCUUUAAUAUUUUCUAUUCUUGAUAUUUUGGCAUCCCUUUAUUCUCUAUUCUUUAUAUAUUUGCAUCCAAUUAUUCUCUAUUCUUUAUUAUAAGUUAGCCUAUUUUUAUUCUAUUCUUCAUUUCUUUUGAAAGUCCAUUAUUAUGCACAUUUGCCCAUUAUUCUCUAUUCUGUAAACCCCAUCCAGACCCUCUAACAGUGUCUAAAUUUUCUCCCAUUUUUGUUACUUUAUAUAGCACAGGGUAUUUCCAGUUUGUUGAUUAUGUUCUCCAUUGACAAGACUCAUUGAAAAUUAUGAUGAAUCUAAAAAGGAAAAUACUUUGUUUAAAUCUUUCUAAAAAAAAUAUUAUCUGGAAUCCCCUGAAAAUAUAACAGAAAGUAUGGACAGAGAAGAUCGUCGUCGUUACUUUAUAGUAGGAUCUGUAAUACUAGAGGUAGUCACUCCAUUGUUCUGGAAGAGGAUAGAAAAUGAUUAUACAAGCUGUGGCUUAGCAUCACUACAGGAUUUCUUAAAUAAACAAUCCACAAUUCACGUCCUCUUCCACCUUCGACACAGAAACACAUGGUGCUGCAAGGACAAGACAAAAUGUUCCAAUAAUCGUUCACUUCCACUCCAAUAUUGCCAAUGGGAUCUACUGUAUACCGAAACUAAUCCUGGUGUGAAUCCACAUGACUGCCAUUGUAAGUUCUCCGCCAAUCCUGUACAACUAGAUGAUCUAGACAUCACCUUAGCAAGCCUGAUCCUACUUAACUGCUGCACCCUUACACCUGAUGAAAAAGCUGCUAUCAAAGAGUUACGACAAUACAAGAAUGACUACCUCAGUCACAAUAUAAAAGGGGCAAUAACCAAAAGAGAGUACAGAACACUAUGGGCAGACCUGACAAACUUUAUCUUACAACUGGACCCCAGUAUACAAGAUAAUCUGACUAGGAUAGAGGCCAGACCACUAGAUGAAGCUUUAUGUAGCAGAUAUUGUAUUAGUCUUCUUGAUCUCCACGAAAGACUUGAUGAGAUUAACUCUACUAUCCAGACCAUGAACAACUCAGUACAGGGUUCUCUCCAAAACAUGGAUACAACAGUUCAAAGUUCACUACAAAACAUGGGUUCAUCGAUGCAGGUGAUUGGUAACUCGGUACAAGGUUCAUUACAGAACAUGGGAACAUCCAUGCAGGGUACACUGAGGAAUAUUGAUACAUCCCUACAGGAGUUAUUGUUUUAUGCCAGAAGAGGUAUGGCAUGUCAAUGUUAUGCGGAGAGGAGUGACAAUCAAGAAAAAAGACUUCCUUUCAGAAGGAAAUACAAACUAGGACAGUCAAUCUUCAAACUACAUCAUCAGACAGACCUGACAUCAGUAGUUAGUAAUGACUUGAGAUAUGAUAUAAGAGGUAUAGUAAUGAUGGAUGAUGGUAGACUGGUGAUGUGUUUACCUCACAAGAACAAACUACUGAUCUGUAAUACAGAUGGAUCACCGAUAGACCGUAUACAUGUACAGGGUUUACCAUGUUAUGUUGCAGCAGUCAACAACUCUACAGUAGCUGUUACACUGUUGUUUAGUGAGUGUAUAGAGAUGUAUGACAUAAACAAUAAACUCAAACUUAAAUCAAUAUCAGUACCUGGAAUGAGGUAUUUGAUUUGCAUUACAACUAUAAACAACAAGUUAGUUGUAGGUGGUAAUGACAUACUACAGAUCAUAGAUCAUCAGACAGGAGAGGUGGUACAGACAAUACCAACUGACUGUCCUCCUGACAAGAUACAUGGUUCUGGUGACAGAAUAUUCUACUGUCACCACUUCUUCGGCAACAACAAGAAGCUGUACUGGUACAGUUAUAGUGAUGACAGACAUCACUCCCUAACAUUACCAUCACGACCCAGGAGGAUGACUACACUACAAGAUGGCAGUCUGUAUGUGAUGUGUAAUGAUGGAUCAUUACAACAUGUGUCAUCUGAUGGUAAACAGUAUAAACCAGUGACAGGUCUAGAACAAAGUUACAGUAUAACAGAGAUCAGUAAUAAUAAAAAACAAAGAAAACUUACUACAAUUUAUGGUUCAUUUGUUCAAUUAUAUAAUGAGAUAUAAACCAUGCAGUGUACCCUUUAUAUCUGAUAUUUCUAGUAAUAUGUUUAACAUGUUUGAGGUGUGUCUUCUUGACUAAGUUACAUUAUGGAUGUAUAGGAAAUAAAUAGUCUUAAAAACAGGUGAUAUUUCAGUAAGUUAAUUUUGACUAAAUAAUUAAUGAACAGCAGGAGGUUGCCUGUGAUACACAUUUUAUUUCUUAUGCAGAAAAAAAAAUCCUGCAAUCUGAUUGGUUAAUUACCUGGUAGUAAAAAACACCCAACCCUUGUUCACCUGGGGAUAAAAAAAAUAUAGCCAACAAUUCCCCCAAAAAAAAAUGUUGCCAAAAUGUUGAAAAAAAAGUUAAAAUGAAAAACAAAAUUUACAAAAUUACAAAAUAAAAAGUAUAUAAAUUUCAGGACAAAAAAGAAAUAGAAUUUUUUUCCCCUCAAAAUAAACAAAAAAUACAAAAUAAUUCCAAAUUUCCCUAAAAUAAAGAAAAAAAAGUAUUUGACAAUGUGCAGCAACUGUGUUCAAAAAAUGUUCCACUGGAAAUUAUUCAUUAGCAUUUUUAGUCCCCUACCAACGAAGUCGAAGGGGACUUUAGGUUUGCACUCUGUCCGUCUGUCUGUCUGUCUGUCCAUCUGUCAGUCCGGCAACUCAGUUUUCCACAUUUUUUUUCUUCGUUCUUGAAGAUAUUGAUUUGAUAUUUGGUAUAUAGUUUUAUCAUGACAAGUUAUAGAUCAAGUUCGAAUUUUAUUCUGGUCGGAUGAUUUAGUCUAGAGUUAUGGUCCAUAAAAAAACUCCAUAACUAUUGUUAGAGUACUAUGUUAAACCAUAUAUCUGUACAAAGGGAGAUAACUCAUUUUUUAAAAGACAUCCUUUGGUAAAUUGUUUGAGGAAUUUUGUGGCAGGUUUAUAUGUUAUUUUGUAUAAACUAAUUUUCUGAAUGCUACAUGUAUAUAUAUAUAUUUUUUUGAAAUCCUUUAAUUAGAUAAUAAUCUAUUUUUUUUAAGGUAUAUAUUUCAUUACAUUACAUUGUGUAGAUAAAAGUUGUUAACAUUUUAUAGAUAAGUUACAAAUCUUUAUUAGUUUGUGACAAAUGAAAGAAAAAAUAUUUGGAACUAUUAAUUAUAUUUGAUUGUAAUUUGAAAAUAGAUAUACAUUGUAUUACAUCAUAUCUAAUUUUAGAGAACUAUUAAUCAUAUCUAAUGUUAAGAGUGUUAUAGGUUUUCCUCACUUUUUUUCAUCAUUAUUGAAGAUAUUGAUUGACAAUUGGUAUAUAAUUUUAUCAUGACAAGUUACAGAUUAAGUUCAAAUUUUUGUUUUGGUCUGAUAAUUUAGUGCAGAGUUAUGGUCCUUAGACUUGAAAAAAUUCACUCAUAUGUUCAGUUUUCCACACUGUUUUUAGUCAUGCUUGAAGAUAUUGACAUGAUAUUUACUUUUUGUUUACACACCAUGACAAGUUAUAGAACAAGUUAGCAUUUUGUUCCAGUAUAAUGAAUUUUUACCCGGUAGGGGACUAUGUAUUGCCAUGCAAUACUCUCAGAAUGCUUGUCCUAUUUAACAUCCACAGGCACUUGUCUCAGAAUUUUUUCUCCCUUUAUACCAUUGAUAUAACACAAGGUACUUAACUCGCAUUUUUGAAAAAUGUCAGCUGGUCACAAAAUUCCGUUAUAUGCCAAUUUCUCGGUUGUCAACCCACAAUGGUGUAUAACACACCUGCUUUUGUUGUCAGAAUCAUCCUUAGCAGGCCUACCAAAGUAUGUCAAUCGUAAUUAUUUCGUCUGCCGACACCAGUUUGGAAACAUAAAACUAGCAGUAUAAGGUAUCUUCCCACUCUCUUUAUAUAUCUCGGUUUACAAUUGGUCAAAUUUUAUGGGAAGGUCUAAAUGUUUCUCUGAGUUAUCUAAUCUUAUUUCAUUUCAUACGUGAAGUCCAGAGAGAGUCUGAAUGACAUUGAUGUAAUGGGAAAAUUUGAGUCUAAAAAAACAAACUCGUAACUUAUUAGGACAUUCUACAAAUAACACUCAUUAGAUUUUUUCUCAUGAUAUCUUAUACAAUUUUACUAACUGGGUGAUAAGUUCUAUUCAGACAAAAACUAACAGUUUUUUUAAAAUAAUUUUUAUAAUUAAUCAUAUCUGCAAGUUUUAUGUUUCCAAUCUGGUGUAGGUAGACGAAAUAAUUACGAUUGACAUACUUGGGUAGGCCUGCUACGGAUGAUUCCGACAACAAAAGUAGGAGUGUUAUACACCAUUGUGUAGAAAAAUCAAUUUAGAUUUACGGCAUAACAAGUUUUAGUGGGGUUGACAACCGAAAAAUCGGCAUAUAACAGAAUUUCUCGACCGGCUAACAUUUUUCAAAAAUGCAAGUUAAGUACCUUGUGUUAUAUUAAGGUAUAUAGGGGAAAAAAAUUCUGAAACAAGUGCUUGUGUUAACAUCCCAGUUUAAAAAUGAGUAAAGAAUGCUUCAUAAGAAAUAAAUUUGUUAUCUUGGUGUAAUCAGGGGUGUACAAAAUUUUACACCUGUUGAAAAUGCUUCUGCUGCGCCUCAGGGUGUAUGAAUUUUCCAUACUAUAAAAUUCUGUACACCCCUCAGCCCUGAUUACACCAAUGUAACACAUAGUAUACCUUACCUUUGUAACUAGGUGUGGUGGUGCUGGGACAUAGGUUCUAUGUAGCAGGGACAUAUUACUGGGGGCUGAAAACAGAACAGGUAAUGAUUAAGUAAUGACAAAAACCAAUUCUAGUUUUUUAAAUGAUUUAAAACUGAAAGCCAUUUUUUUUUUAAAUGCAAAGAAUUUCUUUUAAUAAAAAUUAUAAUUUCUGCAUUAUUUUUUUUAAAUGUUUUAACAGAACUCUGUGAAUUUCCUAAUUUGAGAAUAUUCUUUUAUUUCAAUUUGAACUGGAAGUUAUUUUUCAAACAUCUGAUAAUUUAGCUUAAACAGGGACAGUCUAUACUAACGGGACUGGUCACUUAUAACAAUGUGUAUACAAAUUUGCAGACAGAACUGUGCCGUCGCUGAUGUCGCGUGACUUCAUAGCAAAUCUUUUCCCAUUUACGAAGUGUUCCUCAUAACUAUAUGUUCAAGUUAACGCAAAAACAUUUUUAUGAAAUUUUAUACAUUUUGUCAUUGCAAAAUGCUGUUUUUGAAAAGAUUCCUCUGAUAGUUUUUAUAUGCCCGUUUUUUUAUAAAUUUCAGAUUUACCGUUUUCCAAGUUAUGGGGUUUUAUUCAUUAAAAUAGGGGGGAUUUUUCAGUUUUUGGACAAUAACUCAAAAACAAUCUCACCAAUUUGCAAGAAACUUUGGUGAAUUGUUUAUUUCUAUCGACAUGAGCUCCCUUUUGAUUUUUUUAAAUUUUAGACUAUAUGUUUCUGAUUUAUGGGGUUUUAUUCAUUACAAAAAGGGGGAUUUUCCAGUUUUCGGACAAUAACUCAAAAAUGCUUUCAGCAUUUUUUAUGAAACUUUGGUUAAUUGUUUAUAUCUAUUGUUGUAAGCUCCUUUUUGAUUUUUAUAAAUUUAAGAUUUUACGUUUCCGAGUUAUAAGAUUUUAUUCAUAAAAAAAGGGUUGAUUUUCAAGUUUUUGGACAAUAUCCUUAAAGUGCUUAGAGCAGUUUUCAUUAAACUUUGAUGACUGAUUUAUAUCUAUUAAGAUAACCUCCCUUUAGUUUUUUAUAAAUUUCUGAUAUAACAUUGAGAAGUUAUUGUUUGUUUAUAGUCUGACAACAGAUUUACUAAGUAUUGCGCAACAGCACAGUGUAUUGCACAACAGCAAGAGAUCUUUAAUUGAAUAUAAAUUCAAUUCAUAUAACCAAUUUCAAGUUCUUUGACUACAUUUAUUCAGAAACCUAUAAUAUGUCAAAUAUUUAAUUACAAUCCAAAUUCAGACCUGUAUCAAGCUUGAAUAUUGUGUCCAUUUUUGCCCCAACUGUUCAGGAAUGGACCUCUGCGGGCGUAUCCGGCUGCACUCAGCGAAGCAGUUUAUUUAAAUAUAGAUCUUUGAAUUUUGAGGUAAUUUGUUAGUGAAUUACGCGUGGCCGUCAUCUUGUUCGAUAUGUAAACCCUUUUGCACGACUGGAGUGUUCUUCCAAACGAUACGUCUCAGUUUAAUAAUUUAACAUUCUUUCAAAAUCUUAUAUUUUUUGUCAUGGAAAAUGGCUAUUAAUCAGAUUUUAUAUUAACAAAUAUUAAAUUACAAUGUACUGAGAAAUAUGAUGUAACUAAUAGCUUCUUAUAUCAGAGAUACAAAACUAAGUUUUUUGUUGGGUGGAAGAUUUACACGGGCGGUUUUAUUAUUAAUUAAAAUCAAUAGAGACGAGUCUGGUUAGUAUAGAAAGUCCCUGGCUUAAACAAUGCCUAAAUAAUCUAAAUUUAUUUCUAUUGAAUUCAAAGAAUGGAAAGAAUGUGUUCUUUAAAUUAUCAAUAAAUUUUUUCCUAAACGUAGUGUCUGGAACUACACAAAAUCUUACAUGUAAGAAGUUGUAUUUUCAUUUCCUCCUUGUUCCCUUUCCUCUCUAUCUCUUCCCAAUCUGCAUCUUCUAUCCCACAAUCCAUUGUUCCAACACAAAUCUUCUCAUUUCCUGUGUAAACUUUACCAGGUGACGUAUACUCAAAACAAUAUCCACCUCCUUCAUAGAUUUCUGAUAUCACAGAAUCUGCGAACUGAUCUCCAGAACUAUGAAUAAAUAUACAAAUGUUCUGCUUAGAUAAUUGUAUGAAGUAAAAGAAUGUAAUUGGAAAACAUCUUUGUCUUUGACUGUAAACUGUUUACCAUGAUAACAUCACAGUUCCAAAAUUGCACAGAGUAAUCAUCCAUUUGGUAAAAAUAGCAGCAGAAAUCUUCAUGUUUUCUUAAAGACCAAACAAUUUAAAUUUUAUGAUGUGACAAUAUGCACACCUAUCAACACAGCUUAAUAUAUCUAAAUUAUACACAAAACGUUCACAGUAAAUAUCAACAAAUGAAGAAUUCAAUGGAAAAGUAAAAACUACGGAAACGUCGCCAUGUGACAUCCACAAAAUGUCAACUUCUAAAGAGCAAUUAAAAUAUGUUACAGGCAUCCAUUUCUUAAUAAUAUGAAUAGUAAGCAUAGACUAAUGUCAAAUUGUUCAAAGUAUAUUGAGAAAUAAGACAAACCCUCAGUUAUUCCAUACGUAGGGAUGCCAAUUGAAGCAUGGAUGCAAUUUGGGUACUCCUAAUUACGGAGUCAUUGAUCGUUUGGAGGUUAGUUCAAACCCAUUUUUCUAUGAUUCAAUAUGGAUUCAAAAUCAAAUCGGUGGAACUAUUUAGUAAAUAAGGAUACAUCUACAAAUAAACACAAAAUAGAAAGUCUUGUCUGCAUCAAAAAUUAAAUUAAAAGAAAAAACGGUAAAAAUAGGUGCAAUUUAAGUCCAUCAUGUUAUACAUUGUGGUUGAGGAUAAUAUCUAUAGGAAGCAGUUCAACUUAGAAAUCUUUGUGUUUUUGUACAUAUUUAUUAAAAGCUGACUUGUGAUGUGUAACAUAUAUAACUCAACAUUACACAACUAUUUUAGUGUUUGUAUAUUUUAUGUGUACAUUUUAUAAUAAGCAUAACACACUACUGUUACUACUCUCAGAUCUGUACUUAUAGUGUCUUUUUAACUGGCGUAUGAAAAUGAUUUGUGAUCAUUAGCCAAUAAUUCAUGUAGGCAUUAAUAUGAUAAUUGGGAGAGCCCUCUAGACUAUCAUGCUAUACUCAAGUGUCAGUUUCAUUACUGGAAAAGCAUUAUGAAAUAACCGAAAUUAUUUCUGUAAAAAAUAAUUUUUGGACCUAAAUCCCAAUCUGCCAUUUCAGUCAUUGGCCUAUCACAUGUAUCAGUUUAGGUCAUGUCUGGCAAAUAUGUCUGUUUUUGGAACCCUUGAUGUAUAAAUUGGAUUAUCACGAUUUCAUAAUAACAGAUCAAUUUGUUUUUUAAACCAAAUAUUUUUCUUUUUUCUUCUUUAUUUGGACACAAAACUUUGUUUAUUUGCAUAUAUAUUUCAUAAUAUUUAUUACAUCAAUAAAAAAAAAUUACAAAUUUA
Mytilus californianus (California mussel) is the source of this 8632-nucleotide messenger RNA. RefSeq lists its product as uncharacterized. NCBI's taxonomy places the organism in Eukaryota, Metazoa, Mollusca, Bivalvia, Mytilida, Mytilidae. The coding region runs from base 920 to 2617 and encodes 565 amino acids. The transcript is spliced from 5 exons. The record is from RefSeq and is a predicted model, not a curated record.